GGCUCUAACUUGUGCGUUAAUUUUUGAAUAUUGACUAGAAAUAGUCGCAGAUGUCGCGAGAAAUUCUAACCCUUCAGUUGGGAAACUACGCCAAUUACGUAGGAACUCACUGGUGGAAUCUUCAGGAGGCCUCGUUUCGAUAUGACCCUACCGCAGAACCUACGGAAAUUGAUCACGAUGUUUUGUAUCGUGAGGGUCAAACGGCCAGUGGUCAGUCUACCUUCACACCCAGGAUGCUGUUGCUGGAUUUGAAGGGAACGUUAAAAUUCAUGCCCGAAGAAGGAGAGCUGUACGAAGAGCGUAAACAUUCACAAUCUGACAGUGUUUUGAAUGAAAUUGCUUGGGAUCCUGAUAAAAUAGAAGUAAUCAGCCAGCAACCUGCUGACAAGUGCGACUAUCAAAAGGAUUUAGAACAGGGUGCGACCGAAUCGGAUACAUGCGAGGAUGAGCAGGAGAAAGAUUACAACUUUAAAGAAACCGUUAACGAUUGGAUUGACUACAGCUAUUCUAGGUUUCACCCCAGGAGUAUCAAUAUAGUAAAUCAAUAUAAUCAUUCUAAGGAAGAAAAUCAAUUUGAUACAAUUAUCAAUGGACUGGAACUGUGGAGACGCGCGAACAUUGAGGAUGAGUUUGGAGACAAAAUAAGGCAGUAUAUUGAAGAAUGCGAUAGUUGUCAAGGCUUUCAACUGUUGUUUGAUUGCGUUGAUGGUUUUGCUGGAUUGGCCAUUAAAACUUUAGAGCAUUUGCAGGACGAAUACGGUAAAACGAGUUUAGUAUUUCCUGUGAUUCCUCCGACGAUGCCUAAAUUUAAAAAUGCAGACGACACAAUCAGCUCUUCAAUUCGAGUAAUUAAUACGGCAUUGACUUUCUCCACGUUACCGGACUCUUGUUCUCUUUUUGUACCGCUUUCAACUAUGGGUCGCUGUUGGAGAGAUCUCGAUAAACCACGCAACUUUCCGUACAUCUCCUAUGACGAAAAGAACCUUUAUCAAACGUCUGGAGUAUUGGCUGCUUUCCUCGAAACUGCAUCUCUACGAUUCCGAUUAAAAACACCAUCCAAUUUAAGUUACCUAUCGAACAUGUGCACUGAGCUAACUCCGCAUGGGCGCCAAAUGGCUGGUGCCUCUCUAGCCUUACCGCUUGCGAUGCACAAUUCGGAAGAUCUUAUUGACUAUCUAGACAGAAACGAUAAACCAUUCUGUAUUCCUCUCACUCCGAAUGCUUCGGUUGGUACAAAGUACGUAGUACAAUCGGUUACGGCACGCGGUAUACCAAGAAAUCGUCUCAAAAGGCCACCGACGGCGAAAUCCGCUCUAAAACAGCAACGGAUGGCCGCCUAUAGGUGCGAUUCGGUUAGCGAAAUGUUACAAUUUUAUUACCACUGUCAGUUACAUGCCAGUUUGUCACACGUAACAAGCUGCAACGCCCCGAUGGACCUGAAGGUACCGUUUCCGGUUGAAAUGUUCCACUCGAGAGUCGGCUUUGAUGGCUUUCUCAACGAAUUCGAUCCCGGCAUUCAGCAGAAAGUCGCUUCGGCUCCGGUUCUCGCUCAAAUUCAAUCUUCCGGUGGUUUGGCCGAUACAAUCGACAGUCUACAUCGCGAGGUAAGUCGUAUCAAACUGGUCAGAAUACCGCGUUUCGAGGAAAGCGGACUAGAGUCAGAGAAUUAUAAGGAGAGUUUAGAACGGUUACUGGAGUUUAAGGAGCGGUAUGACGAUAACUAUGAACUAUAGUUAGGAAUAUAGAAUAGA
Messenger RNA from Sabethes cyaneus, 1751 nucleotides. It is a transcript of the gene mst, whose product is annotated as protein misato. The transcript has 3 exons. Gene Ontology annotation, cellular component: cytoplasm. Lineage: Eukaryota; Metazoa; Arthropoda; Insecta; Diptera; Culicidae. The coding region runs from base 51 to 1733 and encodes 560 amino acids. The record is from RefSeq and is a predicted model, not a curated record. Gene Ontology annotation, biological process: mitochondrion distribution.